Messenger RNA from Diorhabda sublineata, 3090 nucleotides. RefSeq lists its product as uncharacterized. NCBI's taxonomy places the organism in Eukaryota, Metazoa, Arthropoda, Insecta, Coleoptera, Chrysomelidae. The record is from RefSeq and is a predicted model, not a curated record. The coding region runs from base 1 to 3090 and encodes 1029 amino acids. The transcript is spliced from 2 exons.
AUGUCUCUGGAAAAUUUAAAAACACAGAGAAGAUCUGUGAAAUCUUCUAUUACCAGAAUGAAUAACUGGAUAACUUCCCAAUCUACUGUUACAAAUGAAACUGCAUUUAUGAAUGAAUGUAUAAACAGACGCGACAAGCUUGAAAAGUAUUUCUUACAAUAUGAAAAUAUUCAAGGUCAAAUUGAAAUGCUUAUUGAAAACUCUCAGGAUGAAUUAUCAGAUAACGAAGACAUAGACUUAGUUGAGAAAAAAUACUUCACAACUAAUUCUGAACUAUCUAGAAUGAUUGAUGAAUUGACAUCGAACGAUAAUUCAAACUCUCAGAGUCAAACUAAUAAUAAUUGUAAUAUCGACGUCAAGUUACCUGAUAUUUCCUUGCCUAAAUUUAAGGGUCAGACGUCAGAGUGGCCUUCAUUCAUUCAACUCUUUGAAAAUCUGAUUAUUUCUAACAAUAGCUUAACAAAUAUCAAAAAAUUGCUAUAUUUAAAAGCUUCCCUUUCUAACGAGCCCUUGCAAUUGAUAGACGAUCUAGAACUUUGGGAUGACAAUUUUCAAAUAGCUAUAGAUACUUUAGAACAAAGGUAUGAUGAUCAAAGUGUUCUACUGUAUAACUUAAUUGAUCAAAUAUACCAACAAAAACCUGUGAGCAAAACUUGCCCUACGCUUUUACGUGAAAUAACGGCUAAAAUUGAUAAAUAUAAAUUCAUACAUUCGAAUAAUCUCUGUAAAAACUGUGUAGGGGGGCGCCACAUCACAAGGGAUUGUAAAUCUCUAAAAUCUUGUUCAAUAUGUCAAAAAAGACAUCAUACUUAUCUCCAUUCUGACUCUUUCCGUGCAAAUGAUAAUGCACAUAAUAAUAAUAAUGGUUCUAUUUCCCAAAACCGUUAUAACAACUCACAAUCUAUUCACUCUAAUGUACAUACGACAAAUGGUCAACAUCCUCACACCAAAUCGAUAAAUAAUCGAAAUAAUAACUUUAAUCGUCAAAUUGACGAAAAUUCACAUUCUCACCAGGCUACUGAUAAUCGACAAAAUCCUUCUAGACCACAGAAGAAUUAUAAUAAUGCUGAAACCAACGAAAAUCACAAUAACCCAUUUAAAACUACUAUUCUGCUAGACAACGGUUCCCAAAACUCAUUUGUUUCACAAGAACUAGUAAAUAAACUACAAUUGAAAACGUUUGAAAAAACACUGCAAAUUUCCGGCAUAUCACAAACAGUAUCAACCACAAAUAAAAUGGUUCAUUUAAAAUUCUUUCCACAUUCCAAUCCGAUCAAACACUUUGAAAUACCUUGUGCAGUAUUGCCAAAAAUUACUUGCAAAUUACCACAAGUAAAAAUUAACGUAAGCCAGCUACGUCUGCCUACUGAUAUUAUUCUAGCUAAUCCAGAAUUUAACAUACCAUCGGAGAUUCACAUUCUAGUUGGGGCCGAUUUAUAUUACAAACUUCUUACAACAGGUAUCAUAGAUCUCGCUAAAAAAUUACCUAGUUUACAAAAUACUGGCUUAGGCUGGAUAAUUGCUGGAACUAUUCCAAGCAGUGCUUCUUUUAAUUCCGUGAAUAUUCAAAAUAAUGAUUCCGUGUUUACAAGCUGUAAUCAUAUUUCUAUAUCGAACAAAGACCUAAGUUCAUCUCUUUCUAAAUUUUGGGAACAGGAGGAAAUUCCUUCUAAGAGUAUUCUCUCGUCUGACGACGAACUAGCGGAAACUAUUUUUCAAAAUUCCACACAAAUUCUGGAAAACAGCAGGUUCCAAGUCAAUUUCCCGUUGAAAUCUGAAAAAGAACACCAUAAACUCGGUGAAUCAUUUCUGAUCGCUAAAAGGCGAUUUCUCUCGCUCGAAAAUAGAAUCCAUAAAAAUCCAGAAUUAUUUUCUGAAUAUAGUAAAUUUAUUUCUGAAUAUGUAAACUUGGGACAGGCAAAAUAUGUCACUCUUAACCUCACUAAUUCAAAAAACGAAUUAAAAUAUUUUAUCCCACACUUAUGCGUAAUUCGUGAACAAAGUAUAUCUACAAAACUUCGUGUUGUCUUUGAUUCUAGUUGCCCUACCUCAACAGGUGUUUCUUUAAAUGAUAUAACUUUGAAAGGGUACCAGGUGCAACCAGAUCUAUUCGAUAUUCUUUGCCGUUUCAGGCUAAAUAAGUUUGCGAUAACUUCUGACGUACAAAAAAUGUUUCGUCAAAUUUCUAUAAACACAGAACAUCGUUUUUUACAAAAUAUAUUAUGGCGAGAAAAUCCUCAACAACCCCUGCAGGGCGUUGAGUUAUCAACUCUAACUUAUGGUUGCAAUUUCUCUCCGUUUGUAGCGACAAGAGUAUUGCAAGAGAUUGCAAAUAAUAAUAGUUCCAAUUUCUCUUUAGCGGCAAAUGCCCUCAUAUCCGAAACUUACAUGGAUGAUAUAAUUUCAGGUACAAAUUCUGAACAUGAAUUGAUAAAAUUAAUUCAAGAAUUAAAAAUUGUAUUAGGAAAUCACAGGUUCAAUAUACAUAAGUGGGCCUCAAAUAACUCAAACGUUCUCGCUGGAAUUUCCGAUUCAAACAAUUCUUCCUUCUUACAAAAUCCUGAAAAAUGCAUUAGUCUUGAUUUAGAAAAUUCUCAAAAUAAAGUUCUAGGCCUAAAUUGGAUCCCAGCUCCUGAUAAUUUGAACAUUUCUGUCCCCACUACCUUUUCAAUAUUCCCCGCAACCAAGAGAAAAAUUCUCUCAACCAUAUCGCGAUGUUUCGAUCCUCUUGGACUUUAUAAUCCCAUAAUAUUGUCUGGAAAACUUUUGGUCAAACAAUUAUGGCAAGCUAAACUUGACUGGGACACAGAGAUAUCAGAUCCAAUCAUACUGGAAAAAUGGCAUACAUUCGUAAACAAUCUUCCUAAGCUAUCUCAAUUAACUAUUCCAAGAUUCAUUUUUUUGGACAAAUCUAUCAAUCUCAUCGAAAUGCAUGGUUUCUCAGACGCGAGUCUGAAAGCUUUUGGCGCAUGCGUGUAUUUACGAACCAUUUAUUCUGACAAUUCUGUUUCCUGUAAUUUAAUUUCGGCAAAAUCGCGUUUCUACCACAAUUACACUUCCUCGGUUAGAAUUAUCAGCCAUGCUCCAUAA